Molecule: messenger RNA, 633 nt
Organism: Lachancea thermotolerans CBS 6340
Lineage: Eukaryota; Fungi; Ascomycota; Saccharomycetes; Saccharomycetales; Saccharomycetaceae
Gene: NCW2
Product: Ncw2p
Exons: 1
Coding region: 1-633 (210 amino acids)
Source: RefSeq, a predicted model, not a curated record
AUGCAAUUACUAAAAUUUCUGGCAAUUAUAGCAUCCGCUGGCGCCGCUUUUGGCAGUAGCGGUGCGCUCGGUGGCAUGGGCUCGAAUCAGGACUCCGAAUCCAAAGAAUCCAGCAAGUCAUUGGUUCAGACUGCUAACGUCGUUAGUACUCCUCAAGAGCAGACCAGCAAGACAGCUGCCGCUUCUCAAACGCUCCAAUCUACCACUGCGGGCAGUGUGGAAUCCCAAUUUGCGAGCGAGAUAACGUCUCCCUCUGCGACUGCCUCCAUUUCUAACAACGGAGGACCUGUUACAGUACUCACUAGCGGCUCAGUAACGUCGACUGUGUGGUGGACUCCGAGCGUGACAAAGUGGUGGACCCCCGCUAGCGAGCUUACAGCCUCGAGCGACAGCUCUAGCCCCAGUUCUGACGCUAGCUCUGACACAGUCUCAACCAGUCGUAUCGUUGAGACAAUAACUUCCGGAUCUCAUGUGACUACCAUUACUACAGAUGUGCUAACCUCUGUAAAGAAAAGUUCGACGAAGUCUUCGUCCACUGCCAGCAUCUCCAAUUCUACCAAUGCUGCGGCUCCUCUUUCUAUCGACGUGCUUUUGAGCAUUGGGGCGUUAGCACUGGGCGCUAUAGCGGCGUGA